AUGGACCAGGCAUCAAGCCUCGUUGGUUCUCUUUUGAAUACCAUAUUCCCUGGAUUCAUAUUUAUUGACACAUUCCACAGAGCUCCCAACCUGGGCCUUCUGUCCAAUAUCCUAAUUAUCGGAUGUGCAUUUGUUUAUGUCUGUAUCUGGGUAUAUGAUGGAAUCUGGAAAUUCUGUGCCAUUGAGGUACAAAUUGAACCGCGCAGUGAGGAGCACGAACAUCUAACCACCUUUCUUGAAUCCUGGGUUACUGAGUGCCUGUCUCGGAGGGUUAGAAGUGAGGAAUGGAGUGAAGAGGACGCGCCCGAAAAGACCGAGUGGGACUGGAAAACCAUUGAAGCAUUGCGGCAUUAUCAAUUUCGACCCAACAAAACUUGUUUGUUCCUAUUCAGAGGCUCAAUAUUUCAGUUUCAACAGACAGAAAGAAGCUUUGAGUUUCACUCUGAGAAGUGCUACAGCCUGCGAGUUUUAGGCUGGUCCUGCAAGCCAAUUGAAAGAUUGCUUGAAGAAGCCAGGUCACGUCACACCUCCAAGAACAAAUCUCACAUUACAAUUUUCAUCCCAGAAGGGGAGCGUGCCCGUCGGACUAAGAUACCAUGGCAGCCUGUCAAAACCAUUAGCCGACGGUCACUUGAAAGCAUCUCCCUGGCAGAGGGACAAAAGGAAGAAAUUUGCAAUGACAUGUGCAAGUUCUUGAAGGCUCAGCGAGUGUAUGCAAAAACGGAAAGACCAUACCGCCGUGGUUACCUAUUUAGUGGACCCCCUGGGACUGGGAAAACCAGCCUUGCGCAAGCUUUGGCAGGCCAAUAUGGUCUGGAUAUUUACAUGUUGAGCUUGACAGGCCAAAACAUGACUGAUGAAGAACUCCAGUGGCUCUGUAGCCAUCUACCGCGCUGUUGUGUCCUCCUCAUUGAGGAUAUCAACAGUGCCAGAAUCAACUGUGAGAAAAUGCAAGCCAUACAGAAGGACGGCGCGAGGCAAAACAACCAAGUAUCACUCUCCGGCCUCUUGAACACAAUCAAUGGCGUCUCAUCAUCCGACAGGAGAAUUUUGGUCAUGACCACAAACUGCCAAGAUGAACUUGAUGCGGCCCUUAUCCACCCGGGACGCGUGGACAUGAAAGUGGAAUUUACACUGGCAUCAAAGGAGCAAAUAAAAUCGAUUUUCCAGCAUAUGUACGCCCACGAAGGCCAUACCAAUCUUGCAGAUAUGGCUGCUGAGUUCGCCCAUCAAGUUCCCCAUUGCCAGUAUAGCCCAGCGGAUAUCCAGAACUAUCUAUGGAAACAUAGUGAUCCUAAGUUUGCUGUUAUGGAAGCUCAGAAGCAAUUCCCUACGACAGAGUGA
Molecule: messenger RNA, 1344 nt
Organism: Histoplasma mississippiense
Lineage: Eukaryota; Fungi; Ascomycota; Eurotiomycetes; Onygenales; Ajellomycetaceae
Exons: 1
Coding region: 1-1344 (447 amino acids)
Biological process (GO): protein insertion into mitochondrial inner membrane from matrix; mitochondrial respiratory chain complex III assembly
Cellular component (GO): mitochondrial inner membrane
Molecular function (GO): ATP binding; ATP hydrolysis activity
Source: RefSeq, a predicted model, not a curated record